This is a messenger RNA of Corythoichthys intestinalis (scribbled pipefish), 2651 nucleotides long. RefSeq names its product ER degradation enhancer, mannosidase alpha-like 1 (gene edem1). Gene Ontology annotation, biological process: mannose trimming involved in glycoprotein ERAD pathway; endoplasmic reticulum mannose trimming; carbohydrate metabolic process. The record is from RefSeq and is a predicted model, not a curated record. Gene Ontology annotation, molecular function: calcium ion binding; mannosyl-oligosaccharide 1,2-alpha-mannosidase activity. The transcript has 12 exons. Lineage: Eukaryota; Metazoa; Chordata; Actinopteri; Syngnathiformes; Syngnathidae. Gene Ontology annotation, cellular component: membrane; endoplasmic reticulum. The coding region runs from base 139 to 2022 and encodes 627 amino acids.
GUUGACAGGAAGCGUAUGGGCCACGACACAGCCACAAACCCUCUGGGAUCAACAGUCGAACAUUAGCCAUCGCUUUCGUUUACUCCGCGCAGGUUUACCCACCCAAAGUAUGCUUUUUAACAGCGAGCCGGAGCAAAGAUGCAAUGGCCGUCGCUAGUAGUCGGUCUAGUCCUGCUAAGACUGUCUGUAAGCCUGUGGCUCGCCUUCGGACUCGCAGCUUACGUUAGCUUGGGCAUCGGGGACUCCGGCAGUGCUGAGGAGUCCCGGACCGGGGAGAGGGAAAGCGACGACUCGUGGUCUCAGCGGAUAAGCGGUUACAAACAUGAGGAAGCCACCGGGACCUGUGCCAAGGUGACGGGGGAUUCACCGAAAAGGUCCUACCUGAGCUUCUUCGACGGAAAUAAGGAUGACUACGUCAGGAGAUACAGCUCCUUCUCGGCUACGAUGAAAGCCACAAUGAAGGAGAAGGCCAGAGAAAUGUUCUACUUUGGAUAUGAUAACUACAUGAAAUAUGCUUUCCCUAAAGACGAGCUCAACCCAAUUGACUGCGAGGGCAGGGGUCCGGACGUGCAGAACCCCUCCAAUAUUAACAUCAAUGAUGUCCUGGGAAACUACUCGCUAACGCUCAUUGACACCUUAGAUACCCUACUGGUGCUUGGAAAUGUCACUGAGUUCCAGCGGGCUGUCGAGCUGGUGAUCGACACCGUGUCUUUUGAUAAGGAUUCAACGGUGCAGGUUUUUGAGGCCAAUAUCAGGAUAUUAGGCAGCCUCAUUUCAGCUCACAUUCUACUCACGGAUUCCAAGCAUCCGUUUGGGAGGGUGAAUUUGGAGGGUUACGACGACCAGCUGCUACACUUGGCCCAUGAUCUGGCCUUGCGCCUCCUGCCGGCCUUUGAGAACACCAGCACAGGCAUCCCCUAUCCAAGAGUGAAUCUAAAAACUGGAGUCCCGUCCGGUAGCAUUAAUGAGACGUGUACUGCGGGAGCUGGAUCCCUGCUGGUGGAAUUUGGAAUUCUGAGCCGUUUGACUGGAGAUUUUACGUUUGAGUCUGUGGCUCGGCGAGCUGUCAGAGCCCUUUGGAAGCUGAGGAAUAGCGAAACUGGUUUGUUAGGCAACAUCGUCAACAUCCAAACCGGCCACUGGGUGGGCAAGCAGAGCGGCUUAGGUGCUGGCAUGGACUCCUUCUAUGAGUAUUUACUCAAGUCAUACAUUCUGUUCGGUGAAAAGGAGGACUAUGCCAUGUUCCAAGCUGCCUACGAUAGCAUCCAAAACCACUUGAGGCGAGGGCGAGAGUCGUGCAAUGAAGGAGAAGGCGACCCUCCCAUCUACGUCAACGUGAACAUGAUGAGCGGCAAGAUCAUGAACACCUGGAUAGACUCUCUUCAGGCCUUUUUUCCUGGGCUGCAGGUGCUAAAUGGUGAUGUGGAAAAUGCUAUUUGCCUCCAUGCCUUCUAUUAUGCCAUCUGGAAGCGCUUCGGGGCUUUACCGGAGAGGUACAACUGGAAGCGGCAGGCUCCUGAUGUUCUCUUUUACCCACUCAGACCUGAGCUAGUGGAGUCCACGUAUCUGCUCUAUCAGGCGACCAAAAAUCCUUUCUACUUGCAUGUGGGAAUGGACAUCCUUGAGAGCCUUGAAAAUAAUACCAAAGUCAGAUGCGGCUAUGCUACCCUCCAUCACGUUGUGCACAAAUCCAAAGAAGAUCGCAUGGAGAGUUUCUUCCUAAGUGAAACCUGCAAAUACCUUUAUCUACUAUUUGACGAGGACAACCCGCUCCACAAAUCAGGUAACAAGUACAUCUUCACCACUGAGGGUCAUGUGAUGCCCGUUGACAAGCGAUUCCGAGAGAAACGAUGGAGCGGAAUGUGUCAGCAAGAAGACGAUGUGGAGCAACAGACGGAAACGAUCGAGCAGCCCUCACGGAACAUCAGCAAGUGCAUCCGGAUCCCCGAUGCGAGGCGCUACACGCUGCCCCUGAAGAGUGUCUACAUGAGGCAAAUUGAUCAAAUGGUUGGGUUACUCUGAUUCCUGUUUGCGUGGGACUAUGACCUGAAUGGAGAGGAAACAGUUGGACCACGACUUUUAAUUUUUCACUGGGUGAGAUCUGUGAGCCAAUUUGGAGUGUUUAAAGAGUGUGUAUGCGGGUGUGUGGAUUAGGAUAUGUUAAAAAAAACAAAACAAAAAAAAAACACCUAACACAUCCUCAAGCGUUCAGUGCCUGUUUGUAAUUCACCACAAGGGCUUUUCCCGUUUUUAUAUGGUGCCUGCUUAUGUUGUCAAUUCUGGCUUUUUCCAUGUCUUUGGUGUCAUAACAAAUGCAAACAUACAUUUAGAUCACUGUUUUUAAAGUGCCUUAAUCGUUUUUGUGUUACUCUGCAGGAGAUCGUGUACAGAUGUUUGCAGCUACUAAUUCAAGCCAUAGGUUUUUUUUUAUGUGAGCAUUUUCUGAAACUUUUUAUUUUUUAUUUUCAGAUUUAUUAUUUGUAUUGUGAUUGCUUCCUACCGGCUAUAAUCGUCUCAGGGUUUAAGAAAAAAAAAAAAGAACAAUCUCAAAAUUGACAUCUUAGUUAUUGCCUGUAAUACAAUAAGGUGUUAUGUUAUUUUUAAGUGGCACAUUUUUAUGUGUUUAUUGUUGAUUAAACCUGCUGCACAGU